AUGGCCUCCGAACUGAAAUCCAAGAGCUCAGCGUCGGCAAUAUCCACAAGUCAAUACCCACAAGUUGGCAAGCCAGGUUCUGUGUCGGUAGCGUUCAGUGAGGCGAAGGAUGUCGGAAGACGCAAUGCUGGGCUUCUGCUUGUUGUUGCAUCCCAGGCUUUCUUUUCCAUGAUGACUACCACGGUAAAGGUCCUUCAUGGCAUCGAUCCUCCGAUAAGCACCUUUCAGCUGGUUUGGGUUCGAUCGGUCAUUACAUAUGCAUGCUGUCUGGCGUACAUAUAUCUCGCAAAGAUCCCAAACCCGCUUCUCGGUCCGAAAGGUGUCCGGCUGCUGCUUUUGUGUCGCGGAAUGGGAGGAUUUGUGGCAUUCUUUGGCAGCUGCUCCGCCCUCCGGUAUCUCUCCCUCUCGGACGCUACUGUUCUCACAUUCCUUGCUCCUAUGACGACGGCUGUCGCUGGUUCAGUAUUCCUUGAGGAGAGGUUUACUGUUGGAGAAGCCCUUGCCGGAGUGAUUAGCCUUGGAGGGGUCGUCUUGAUAGCGCGUCCUACAGCCAUUUUUGGCUCCCACGACUUGCCAGAGACGUCCGAUCCUGAAGGCGUGACACCUGCUCAAAGAUUGCUGGCCGUUGGAGCUGCUCUCAUCGGGGUCCUAGGGUUGACCUUAACAUACACGAUGAUUCGCGCUAUUGGGAAACGAGCGCAUGCUAUGCACACUAUGAUGUACUUUGCAAUGUCUUCUAUUCUCUGUACAAGCUUAUCCAUGCUUGUUUCGAAAACCCAGUUCAUCAUGCCUAGCGGGGAAGCGCUUACCUUGCUUUUCAUGAUUGGGUUCUUCGGAUUCUUUGGACAAAUUUUGCUCACAAUGGGUAUUCAACGUGAGACUGCAAGCCGGGGAACUAUGGCGAUCUAUACGCUGGUUGUCUGGGCGAUGAUCUUCGAGCGUGUCGUUUUCCACACUGUCCCCACCCGCCUUUCUGUAAUUGGGACGCUGCUAAUCGUCUGUUCUGCGAUAUACAUCGCCCUCACGAAGCAGAAAGAGCCUGUUGCGUCUCUGUCCAUAAUUGAUACCAUCCCAUCUGUGUCUACCGGUGGGGUCAUGGAGGAAGGGCUUCUUUCUUCCUCAGAGGAUGCCUCGAAGAUUACCAACUACGGCUCUACCCGUUGA
Molecule: messenger RNA, 1164 nt
Organism: Cyclocybe aegerita
Lineage: Eukaryota; Fungi; Basidiomycota; Agaricomycetes; Agaricales; Hemipholiotaceae
Source: the annotation of a GenBank genome assembly